Molecule: messenger RNA, 1098 nt
Organism: Auanema sp. JU1783
Lineage: Eukaryota; Metazoa; Nematoda; Chromadorea; Rhabditida; Rhabditidae
Source: the annotation of a GenBank genome assembly
AUGCAACAUCAGCUGGUGAUAAAUGAGCUGUUCGAUGAGACUGAUGAUAAUGAUUAUGGAGGGAUGGAUUGCAACCUGUAUAAUUCAAUUGUAAAUUUUAAAAAAACUGGCAAGUAUCCUACAAUGAUAGAAGACCACCAAAAGAUGAGUCGAAAUGCUUUGUUCCAUUGGAGAAUGAGAUGCGCAAAGUUCAUGCUGAGUUCGAAGGACACUUUACUGUAUGUUGACAAGCAGAAUUCGAAAAGUGGCCGUGUAGUUGUGAAGCGAGGAGAAGUGAAAAUUGCUAUAAAAGUUGUUCAUGAAAGAAAUGGUCAUGUUGGGCAGAAGCAAACUCAGAAUUUGAUAUCUCGUAAACUGUACUGGCAUGGAAUGCGGAAAGAUGUGGCUAGAUACAUUAAUGAGUGCUCGUUUUGUCAAACAUUAAAAGCAAUUAAAAAACCGAAGGAUAUUUGUUUGAAUCUUCCAAACGAGGAAGUUCGAAUUCUGGACAGAUUACAACUAAAUAUCAACGUUUCUAAUAUAACUAAUCUGACACCAAAUUUCAUAAGCGGGAAAAUAACACCUUCCAAUAAGGAAACAAACAAUGAUAUUGAAACCAUGUAUAGCAAAUGUAAUCAGAAAUAUAAUAAGAAAAUGAGUAUGACCUUGAAUACCGAACCGCUGGGUAUAGACAGUAUGUUGGUCUCGGCACAUCAACAAAGUGAUGAGAUGACAACUCCUUGGUUGGGUUUCAGUGAGUAUGACUGUCAAUUUAAAGAAGAAUAUCCCGAAAACAGAUUAAAUGAGCCGAGGAAAAGAAAAUUUUCAGAAACGGCCCAAGAGCAAGCAUCGGGGAUCAUUUACCAAGAUCAUGUAGGUAUUUCGGAUGAUUUCCCGGAAGACGAAAACUUCAUUGAAAACAAUUCAGAAGAUUACAGUGUUGACCCUACUCAAGGAACUCAACCCUUCAUAGUUCAGGCUGUUGACAAAGAUGUAAUCAAGUUACAAAAGCAUGUUUUAGUAUUGCAGCAGGAGGUGCUACUUUUAAAGAGGGAGUACUUGAAAAAAAAACUCGACAGAUUGGGUUCAAAUGAAUCUUUACUGAACAUUAUUGAUUGA